GCGAGAGGGAGGCGGUUUGCGGGUUUUGGUGCGGUACGCCGAAGUUUUGUAAAAUCACUUGGUUGUUUGUAAGCUAAAGGCAGGUCCACUGCAAUGUCUGUCAAACACAGCUGCUCAUUAUUCGACACGUUUUCAACCGGAUAAUCCCGAGUUGGCGUUUGGAUUAUUGCUCCUGCUGUGUUUUUGUAGGUAAAAAAAAAAUCAAUUCAUCGGCUUAGGCAGGACGGGAUUCACUUUCUGAGGACUUAUUCUCAACUUUUGGAAGCUGUGUUUCAACGUUCAGACUUGUAACAAGUUGCGGUUGCCAGUGGUCACACAGUUUGUGGAGACUGGAGAAGCACACGUGUAUCCUCCCUCCUCCUCCGGCUGCGCACACAUCGACCCUUCAGCGCUUUCUGGAUAAAAGUAGUUUUUUCUGUUUGGGGUUUCGCUUAAAGCAGGAAGAAAAGGUGACAGAGAACAUGUCGCUAAGCAGAAGUAUUGAAUUUGAACACUUUGAGGAACGAGAGAAGCCGCACAGGGCACCGAGAACCAACUCGGUCUCCGGGUCCCAGUCUGGCUCCAGAGGCAACGGGCUGGUCCCCAGCCCGGCGCACAGCGCGCACUGUAGUUUCUACCGCACACGUACUCUCCAGUCCCUCACAUCCGAGAGGAAGGCUAGAAAAGUGCGAUUCUAUCGCAAUGGAGACAAGUAUUUUAAAGGUCUGGUGUACGCCGUGUCCAACGACCGGUUCAGGUCUCUGGAUGCUCUGCUCAUGGAGCUCACACGGUCCCUGUCUGACAACGUCAACCUUCCUCAAGGAGUCCGGUCGUUAUACACGUUGGAUGGAGGCAGGAAGAUCACCAGUCUGGAUGAGUUAGUAGAGGGUGAGAGUUACGUGUGCGCCUCCAACGAACCCUUCCGACGUGUGGACUACGCCAAGAACGUCAACCCCAACUGGUCAGUGGGCAUCAAGACCGGCACAUCACGCUCCCUCUCCUCCCUCAUCCCGCUGAAGAAUGAACUGCAGCGGGAAUCCAAGGACUUCAUCAAACCGAAGCUCGUCACAGUCAUCCGCAGCGGUGUCAAACCCCGCAAGGCAGUUCGGAUACUGCUCAAUAAGAAGACGGCACACUCCUUUGAGCAGGUGCUCACUGACAUCACGGAUGCUAUCAAGUUGGACUCUGGAGCUGUGAGGAGACUUUACACUUUGGAGGGCAGGCAGAUUACCUGCCUGCAGGACUUCUUUGGGGACGAUGAUGUGUUCAUAGCGUGCGGCCCAGAGAAGUACCGCUAUGCCCAGGAUGACUUUGUGUUGGAUCACAGCGGUAAGGCUUCCACAGCCUUUAUGACUGAAUGCAGAGUGCUGAAGUCAUCGUACAGCCGCUCUGCUACUCCAAACCGAACAGCUAAGAGCCCUGGACCUUCACGACGCAGCAAGUCCCCUGGUGCAGCAAGGCGACCUGUCCACUACUCCACCAGUCAGUCUCCAAUCAAAUCCCCAGUAAAUGGUGUCUCAAAUAGUCAGAUCUCAACUCCGAAGUCCACCAAGUCCUCCACUCCGUCUCCCACCAGCCCCCGAACCAUCCCCAGUUUUAAGAUACCUCCAUCACAUCACAGUUCCUCCCCGAAUGUAAAUGGCUCGUUGAACAACCACCAAGAGCAAAGCAAUCGACUGAGUCCAGAGGCAGUUAAUGGUAACCGUUACCUGCCUGCCUUCACCAUUUUGGAAAAAUACAAAGUUGGGAAGGUCAUUGGAGAUGGCAACUUUGCUGUGGUCAAGGAGUGUGUGGAGAGGUCCACAGGAAAAGAGUUUGCACUGAAGAUCAUCGACAAGGCCAAGUGCAGUGGAAAGGAGCACCUCAUCGAGAAUGAGGUGGCAGUGCUGCGGAAAGUGAAACACCCCAACAUCAUCAUGUUGAUUGAGGAGGUGGACACUCCCUCUGAACUGUACCUGGUCAUGGAGCUUGUCAAGGGAGGGGAUUUAUUUGAUGCCAUCACCUCCUCGGCCAAAUACACAGAAAGAGACGCCAGCAUCAUGGUGUACAACCUCGCCGGAGCUCUGAAGUACCUGCACAGCAUGAACAUCGUCCACAGAGAUAUUAAACCAGAGAACCUGCUGGUGUUUGAGUACCCAGAUGGCAUCAAGUCACUGAAGCUUGGGGACUUUGGCCUGGCCACAGUAGUGGAGGGACCCCUGUAUACCGUAUGUGGCACUCCUACAUAUGUGGCUCCAGAAAUCAUCGCAGAGUCUGGUUAUGGUCUGAAGGUGGAUAUCUGGGCUGCAGGUGUCAUCACCUACAUCCUUCUGUGUGGUUUCCCUCCGUUUAGAAGUGAGAGUAACUUGCAAGAGGACCUGUUUGACCAGAUCCUUCUGGGGCGACUGGACUUCCCCAGUCCUUACUGGGACAACAUCACCGACUCAGCCAAGGAGCUGAUCGGAAAGAUGCUGCAGGUCAACAUGGAGGCUCGAUACACAGCACAAGAUGUCCUCUCCCACCCAUGGGUCACGGACGAUGCAGUUAUGGAGAACAACAUGAAGAUGGAGGUGACAGGUAAACUGCAGACGCACUUUAACACUGCGCCAAAGCACAACAACACCACAGCUGGUGUGGCGGUCAUCAUGAACACAGCUCUAGAUAAAGAAGCCUUCCAGCUCACCGCCCGUCGUUGUCCAGAUCCCCAAACAGCUUGCAACAAAGUCCCAUCUGCCCUCCCAAUCAAACCAGCCUCACCGACAAAGCCAGGACCAGCUUCUCCAACCAAACAAGCGUCAAGCACCAAAGUAUCAAAACCCGCCAAGCUGACAUCACCCAGCAAGACCACCGUGACUGCUGUGCCUGAUUCUAAUCCUCCCUGCUCUCAACCCCAGAAUGAAAAUGACCCAUUACCUUCUAAGCUUCACUUCCCUCCCUCUGCUCCUGUAAGUUCGCUUCAGUUCUCCCCUUCAUCCUCCACUGAAACUUUCCCCAUCACCUCUUUGCCGGUAGCAUUCCCUCCUGAAAUAAGAACAUCACCCACAUCACCCUCUGCUGCUCCCUGCUUAUCUCUAGAAGCUCCCUUGCCCUCAGGCCCUCUUGGUCUUUUCACCUGCACAACUCCCUCUACACCUGUCUCCUGUCCCUCCCCAUCUUCUCCUACCAAAGAUGUGACACCCCAGUCUUCCUCUCCCACAAAGCAAGCUUCCCCGUCCCCCAUCUCCCCUGUCAAACCUGCUGUAUUCCUCCCUCUCUCUUCCCCGACCAAACAAGAAGCUUCCUCCCCUUCUCCAAUCCAUCCAACCCUGUUUCCUUCUCCUCCCUCUACACCUCCCAGAUCCACAACCCCACUCUCCCCAGCUGGCCCUCCUUCUUCCAGCCCUCUACCUGCUGAAGAGCUCAUGGAGAAGGUUUAAAAGCCUGGGCUCUGUAGCCAGUUUCACCCUCCACUUGUCACGUAUGUAUCAUUAGACAUGGGAUGAGGAGAAUUAACAUCCACCAUGAGCAUUUCCAGUAGCUGUAAACUGAGCCAGUGACUGCAGUGUCCACAUCUUUUCCUCUCAUUCUUAUCCCACACAAUUUCCAAGAUGGAGGAUACCAGGCAUUUUCUAAGAGUUUGUUGAUUGUAUAUAUAGGUUUGUAUUUAUUAAUGGAGGAUGUGGAGAAAGGGAAUGAAUUGAAUAUCACUGUUCUGAGUGGUUGUCUUUGGAAGUCAUGCAUUACUGUAUCACAUUAAUGUGAAUUCUCUCCUUUAUUUAUUAUCCCAUUUUGACUGCCUGUGGCUCUUUUUGUAAAUAGAUAUUCAUUACACACAAACACCCCAAUGUGGUGUUCCUUUGAUUUAGCAGAGAGACAGUUCUGUCCAUAAGACAACUAUUUCAGCAUAUCAGUCGUCUCAACUUGCUAGCCUAGCUACCUUUAGUGCACAACCCUUGGUACAAUUAUAUGUCACUAAGCUAACAAUAACCACUAUUAGUACUUUCUCUGGCAACAGCAAUCUACUCCUAUGAAGUGUUACUACAAACAUAAUGUACAGAGGCUGGACAAAAUAAGGGUAAUACCUACCAAAGAACCAAGCAGAUAAUUAUAAUAAUAAGUAAGGCACUACUUAGCCUGUUUACCAUUUCAACAACUUUAAAAAACACGGAAACAAACAAGACAACUUUCUGUUGCUUCUUGUGCAGUUGCUCCCAACCUUUUUACCUUGUGAUCCCUCAAAACAAAGAGUUCUGUACUGACUCCUCAUCAUAAACUGCAUGUCUAUGCAUAGUGACCAUUUCAACCAAAGAUUCAAAUUGUUUCAUAUAAAAACAUUCAGGGGUCUGAAGAUAUAAAAUUGUCCAUGAACUAAUUAAUUGUUUGAGUGUGUUUUUCUGUUUUUCUUUCAUCUUAAUUAUCAGAUUUAUCCUGCGACCCUUUAGGUUGUCUUGACCCACAGGUUGGGAACCACUGCUUUUGAGUUGUCUAGCCAUGCAAAUAGUUUUGGGUUAAUUUGCAGUGGUUAUGAGAUAUCAUUGAGAAUUUUGUUUGUGGUCCUCAGAGUUAAAAUUAAAAAAAAAAAAAAAGAUCCUAUAGCAGAAACACUAUACCCAAUACUCAACAAUUCACGGAAACAAAUCAAUCAGAAGUAAUUUGUACUUCAGACAAGGCUCCUGUGAAUGUCAGUAGUGAGGUCUGUGAAUUAUACAGAGAAACUGUCCAGAACAUUGUUUCUGGAAACAGAUGUUGCAGUUGAAUAUUUUAAGUGUAAAUCUUUCAUGCUGUAAGUACAACAAACAAAAUUCCAUCCAGAAAUUUCAGAGGAGAGUAUCUCAAAAAUCCAGUCAAAUAAAAAGAAUAUGUGUAAACGUCCAUUUGGUAGAUUAUUUUGUACACCCUCUGUAACUGACUGACACAUUCAUUCACACACUGACUGUAUGUAUUCUAUGUGAACUCUAGUUGUAUAUAGUAUGAAGAACCUUAGCUGUCCACCUUACACUUGAAGGUUUGUUUAUUGCCUGUGUGCGUCUGAGCAGCCAUGACCCUCAAAGUCAUAACUGUAGUACAUAACAUUAGAGAAAAUACUGUGGAUCCAACAGACAUGAAACUAAACUGUAGGCCUGUUUCUCAAAGCUGAACUGCUUAUUGCUACAACUUUAAAACUGCUCAGACAAGAUGCACUUUCUGGUUUUAGUUGGUUCCCAAUGACGACACUACACUGCAUCAAACUCGUCAACACCGGUCCUCUAAAUAUUCAGUCAAUAUUUUUUUUUUUCGAUAUGUUGGAUUUACACAGUAAGAAUGAAUGUGUUGUCAAGGUGACAGGUUUGUGCCUCACCACUGGCUAACAGCUCAUAGCUUAAUUAUGCCUUUAUGAAAUCCAGCUUGGCUGAAAAAUGGGAUCCCAAAAUUGUGCAUCCUACAUUCAUUUCUAAGUGUUUUGUUUUGUCCUUGUUUGUACCUGUUUUAAACUUCACAGCAUUUAUCCCAGCUGGUGUUAGUAGGGCUAACUCCUCCUGUGGUUCAACAUGUCUCUUUAUCUCUUCAGAACUUUCAGCUGCAUGAAUACUCAUCUCCCUUUUACUGGCUCCCUGUAAGUCAACCCCCCCCCCACACACACACAGACACAGUUAAUUUGGUCAUUUAGCUUCUCUUAUGUAGUUGAAGUAGAAUGUUAUAGCAGUUUGUAAAGGGAAUUUGUAUGAAGACAGUUUUAAAACAGGUAAAUCAACUGUGUCAAACUGGAGAAAUGGUUUUUAAUAGGCAUAGAGUGGCUGCUUUUAAUGUCCCACUAUUUUGAAACGGCAGAGAGCAAAAAAUAAAAAAUGCAAUAAAGACUUGAAAUUAA
Seriola aureovittata is the source of this 5785-nucleotide messenger RNA. RefSeq names its product doublecortin-like kinase 2a (gene dclk2a). Bases 462 to 3374 code for a protein of 970 amino acids. Gene Ontology annotation, biological process: protein phosphorylation; intracellular signal transduction. The record is from RefSeq and is a predicted model, not a curated record. Gene Ontology annotation, cellular component: microtubule cytoskeleton. The transcript is spliced from 17 exons. Lineage: Eukaryota; Metazoa; Chordata; Actinopteri; Carangiformes; Carangidae. Gene Ontology annotation, molecular function: protein kinase activity; ATP binding.